GACGUCUAGCUUGUAGUCAGAAAGCGAUAACACUGCACAAGACGUGGGAAACUCAGCGACGUUGCUCGGAGCAAUUGAGGCGAUGCAAAUGUAACCCGUCUGGCCAUGUAGCAGUGUAGGAGGCCGACCAUUGGGCUUCGCCACUGCGCUCCUCAGAGUCGAAAACACAGAACCCGUAUGCCUCAGUGUUUGUGCAAUACACAUACUAAAGUGAGGGGGCCCGCUGAUAUGAAUAAUGAACAUAUGGUUGGGCACAAGUGAAAACUUCUUGAAGUUGCGGCGCUGUACCAUGCUAUUUGAGGGCAGCAUGAGCAUGCCUAACCAGGGUGCACGCCAGCUUUUUCUCUAUGAUCAUGGCCGUCCCCACUGGUCCCAGGGUGGACCUCUGUUCUACCCAGAUCGCCGCAUGCCACCUCCACCACCAGGACCUCAUGGGCCUAGUGCCCCACAUCCACACCCCAUGAGCAACCAUUUCCAGAACCAGCCUUUCCCAGGGCAAGGGCCUGGAGCUGGUCCUGCCCCCCAGUGGGUGCGUGGACCGCUGAUGGGUGGCCCACCUCCAGGACCUGGACCUCAUCCGCACCCAGGUGGACCUCCCAAUCAUCAGCAGCAGCUGGAUGGCUUUGGCUUCAACUUGCCCUGGAACAUGGCCAAUAACAAUCACCAUUACCAUCGUCAUAACAACCGCAACUUCAACCACCGAGACAAUAAUCACCGAAAUCACAAUGGUCGAGUUGGAGGAAAUGGUGGUGGAGGCCAAGUUAGCAAUCGCAAUGAGAAUGGAGAGCAGAGGUACUUAUGCUGCAAAUGCGGGGACUAUCUUCAGAACUCCAAUGAGUCUGGCGUACAUCUUUGCGAUGCAAACGUCCCUAAUAAUCAACAGCAGCCAUCUGCCAGUCGGGAACGGGAACUUUCUAGUGAAGAGAUCCAGAGUCGAUUAGCCAUGCUGUUGGAGACCGUGAAGGCAUCUUGCUCAGAAAUAACUGACAACCCACCUCUUUCGGAAGCUGUGCAGCGUUAUUUUGCUGCUCGAAUAGAAGAGCUGGCAUCUUUGGAGACGGCAAUCAUGAGUGAGACCAGCAAUAGUGAGGAGCGUCUUGCAGAACUGAAGGUGAGGCUUUGUGCUGUGGAGGAGAGGGACUCCCUUUUGCGGGAACAAGAGCAGCAACUAGCAAAGGAGCGCAUCAAAUUUGAAGAGGAGUGCAAAAAGGAACGCGAAGAGCUGGCCAGGCAGUGGCAACAGCUGAGAGAUGAAAUAACUCGUAUGGAGGAGAUGAACCGCAUACAGAAGGGUCGGAUCAAGUUAGAUGUUGGAGGACACGUAUUCACUACCUCACAACUAACUCUCACGCGGGAUUCUGACUCGAUGUUGGCCGCUAUGUUUUCUGGGCGCCAUGGUGUCAAGAAAGAAGAGGAUGGUACGAUCUUUAUUGAUCGUGAUGGCACUCACUUUCGCUACAUCCUGAACUACUUGCGGGAUGGUGGCCUGAGCACCGACGCCCUUCCACGCAAUCGACAAACACUGAGGGAGCUGCGCAAUGAGGCAGUGUACUUCCAACUUCAUGGGCUGGUGCAGCACAUAGAGAAGUUCCUCUGACUGACAACAGCAGGUGCUGACUCCUCAUCCCAAGGUGGACACCCAAAGGCAGAAGAGAUAGAUGUCUUUGCGAAAGUUCAGCUAUUUAAGUCUAGAAGCCUAAAAGCCUGGUGUUUGUAACUACCAGCACCUUGUCUGUGCACAGUGUUGUCUGGAGUUUUAAGGUUGCUUUCAAUCACGCAUUGCUGUUUUUUGGCUGGUGUUGAAGGUUGAUGUGGUUUGGUUUUUCGUCUAGGCUUUGGUUUUUCCAGUGUCCUGCUUGUCCUGUGCUUAGAGCUGAGAUAUAACAUCUGGAACUGAUUUUCUGGAACUAUGUGGUCCACAUAUAGUGCUAGAAUAAGUCUUGGUCUUCAUUUCAAUCAAAACGGAUUGUGGGAGGGGCAUGGGAUGUGCCUAUUUGAUGUUCACACUGAAAAGUCAAGCAAAGCUACUACAGGAGCAACAUAAAACUAGCAGGAUCAACAUCAGCUUGCUACAAAACUUGCUGACAAACCAGACAGAGUAAAGACACAUUGCUUUUAGUGACAGAAGAAUCAAAUCUGGGCAAAUCUUGUUCUAGCUUAGGGGGAAGAGUAAGGUAUGUUCAAGUCCCAGUAUUUUACCAUCUUUGCCAGAUUAUCCAUUAUUUAGCCCCUGUUGUUAAUUCAUUUGAUCUGGUAGCAAUGGCAACUAGCAGCAGGUACUGCUUAUAUUGUAAUCAAGAGUUGUCUGAAUUUAUCAUGCCAGAGCAAAUUUCAUCAUCGCCAACUGCUUUCUGGUUGAGAUUUAGUGGCUGAAGCAAAACCCAGCACAGGGAGUUUACAUUUUGCACACAUAGUGGCUUGAUGAGUAUGGUAUUCUGAGCAUGCAUUACCUUGCAUAGAACACAAGCACAGCUUUCGGCCGCUGCAUCUGUUAAUGCCUUACAGCCAUGAUCAGUCAUAGGCCUGUUACUUUGUCUUCAGUCUCUGGCAUGUCCAUCCGUAUCUAACUGCAGUGAGUUACCCCAGAUCUUGUUUAUAAACAAAAGGCACUUAGCUAAGUGAGUUUUAGUGUGUGCGUCAUUGUGCAUGUUUGUGUGUGAGAGAGAAAGGUUGCAUGGAUAUGUAUGCAUAAAUGUGUGUGCACACGUGGUGUAUACACACCUAACUGUACACCUGUAUUUUUUGUCAGUGCUUUUGUACAUGUGUGCCUGUUUGUAUGCUUGUAUUUGUUUUCCCAUGUGUGUUGGUGCGGCUGUGUGUUUUGUAUACAGCCACUGUUUUGUUUAAACUUCCGAAUAUUUUUAAAGGCUUUUAAUUGAAAGUUUUAAUAUCUUUUUUGUUAUUAUGUGCUGUUUUUAUUCCCAUUAGGACCAAGCGUUCUUUUGUGCUACAUUUUAUAUGUCUUUUCUUGUCAGGUCUACCAGCAGUAUGCAUAGAUUGUUUUUUUUUUCUGCCCAAAAGGAGAGCAUAUGCUAUUGAAAGCUUUUGUCUGAUUUGUUUAAGUGUAUAAAUUUUAAACUGCCACAAUUUGUUGCCUACAUGCAGUAUAUCAAGAACUUUGUCCUGACUGCUCCAGCAGUACCAGGUCAAUCUUUGGCCUUGCGUCCUGCAUUUCCUUAUUCCUGUGUCCCAUUGGCCCCGUGCCCUUUCCUCAAAAUCUCUUGUUUUAAUGCUGCGGCCUUUUUUUUGUUUUUGUUUUUUGGUUUUUUUUAAAGAGAUGUUUUGUGCCCUAUAGAUAAUAUUUUGAUUCAUGCACCCUUCCAGGCCUGUUUAGCUGUGAUAUAUAUCUUGUCAUCUUCAGAUUGUUAUCUAGGCAGAGUAGCUCAUUAACUGGUACAAACCUUGUGAUGUAAAUGUCAGUAACUUCAUGUGUAUGUGUGUGAUUUGAGUACUUAUUAUAGAUAAAGAGAUUUAUAUUAUAUAUAUAUGAGUGGAAUAUGAUUAUAUUAGUACACCCAUUUCCUCUCUUCCUCACAGACUCUCCUCCUUUCCUCUGCGUAUCUUGCUAAUAAUGCAAUAUUUUCAUCUCAGGGUUUUUUGCUGUGAGUUUGCAGAUUUGAACUAAUACAAUAGGCAUGCUGUCACACGUUGUGAGCACCAAAGAUUCUGCCCUUUCUUCCAUUUGUUGUAAUAUGUGUGUGGUGAUGGGAGGGCAUUGCUGUGUGAUGUUUGUGUGUUACGAUAAGAUGGUUGUGUACAUGUCAUACUGAAAAAGUGAACAAGAGCGCUUGCUGUUUAGACAGUUUAUUGGCAUUUUUUUUUUAAUUGUCUGUACCAUGUAUACUGGUAUAACAGUUUUAGACUGCUUUUGUUGGAAACACAUUUUCUCCUGAAUCGCAUUUGCUGGACAGUGCUACCCAUGCAAUACCCAUCUGUUACUUUUAAGAAGAAACCAAUAGGUUGUAUCUGACCUGAUAUUUAUCUUUUUUCAGAAAAAUGUCAUACUGCACUUGUUUCUUCUCAGAAAGCACGUCAGCAAAGUUAUGAUUUUCUCCAGUAUAUUCUCUAGUAGCUCCAAAAGACUUGUAUUAUCCAUUGUGUUUCACAGAGCUGCAGCUAGAAUGUUAAAAAGAAUGUGGGGCACAAAGGACACAAAGGACACUUUUGAGAAUGCAGUAGAACAACCUCAUUAAGCUAUAUUGCCUCUAUAACCUCUUUUAUGUAAGUCCUAUCAAUAAAGUUGAGGUGUCGCUGGGGAAUUAACGUGUGCUAUUUUCAGUAGUGAAUGUGAAAUGGAAGGUUAUGGAAAUACAAUGAAAACCAAAAAGUUUAUAUGGAUUGGGCCAAUUAGAAUUUGGACUGAUUAUCAAUUGAUUGAUGUUGUUUGUUGGAGAGCAAAUGCUGUUACUGAUGUAGAUUUUUAUCUAAAGCUUAGAUGCUUUGAACUUUGAAACACCCCUUCCCUCUUUGUACCUUUUUGACCUGUGUGAGAAUGCCGUUAUCAGUUUUUAACUCAGAAAUACCUAUAAAUCAUUGCAACCUUGUGACAAACUUUGUACUCUACAAUAUGGCAGACAAUAUUUUGAUAUAGCAUGUGUGUGAAUUUUCUUUGGGAUUCCAGCAUAUUUUUUAUUUCUGACUUAAGAUAAAAGGACAGAAAAAAGAGGUUGUUUAGACUUGUAAGUGGCCUUUACUACCAAUUUCCUUCACUUCGUAUUGAUAUAAAUGAGAAUAUUACACAUCCUGGCUUCCACCUUCGUUUUUGUACUAAGUCACCUCAAAAUUACGCUGUGGUUGAUCAGCUGCAGAGUUUUUGCCUUAAUGCUUCAGUGUGAUUUGUCUUUGAUAUUUGACAUGGAUCUGUCGUUUUUAUGUUUCACAACUCUUAUCAUUGUUAAAUCGUCGGUGCCCUCUAUGUAUCUAUCAGUAUUAGACACAGGUGUCCCCUGCUGAGAUGCAACUGGUAUUCUUUUUUGUAGAACAUACUGUCUCUUAGGUUUCUUUCUCAUGUUUAUCUUUAAUACUUAACAAAACCUGAAGUUUAGUUACCGUUCUCUGAGGCACUAUAGAUACCAGAAAAGUCUAAUAUUAAAUGUGGAUCAGAGACAAAGUUAAAUGAUUGAGAAGGACAGAUUUUGUCAGGUUUAUCUGUUACUUAAGUAACUUUGAGGAUGCUUUCACUGCAGUAGAUUUCAUAAAUUGCCCGACUUUCAGACAUUGGCUAGCUUCAGUUUUCCUUAGAAAUUCCAUCUGCCAAAAAAGUUGAGAGAAUGUGUGGCCAUCUUAUCCUAGCUUUUGCCUUUCAGUCAUAUUUUAAUGUUGUACUUUACAGUAAAUUAUAAUUUUUUAAAAUUAAACAAUUAGAUGCUGGAAAUAACAUCUUCGGGAUACAUGUUUUAAUAAUGGCUCUGAGAUUGUGAAAUGUGAAAAAUAAUUCAAACUUUUCUUUUUUUAAACCUCAUUUACUUUUCCCAUCUUCACUUUUAAAAAAUCUGAUAGGUCCAAGAUCACAUAGUUACAGAACAUUUAACAACUGAUCUGGUAUGUUACACCAAAUAGUAUACCAAGAAUAACAACUGCACAUGGGACAACAAAAUGUAAAUUAGAAAUGAUCUUACAAUUCUGAAAGACUCACAAGGGAAAAGUCCAGUUACAGUUAGCAUAUUUGAGAUCACAGAAACAUACUGUCCCUGACUUUGCAUUGUAAGUGCUUGAAAAUAAAGAUAAAAAUGUUUUUAAAGUUUUUUAAAGUUUUGGUGGGUUUCUCCUUUCUUUUUUGUCUUAUUCCCAAUUUCAGAAAACACAUUUGCCUGUACUUCAUAAUUUUUUUUUUAAAUCAUCAUGGCUUGUUAAUACAGCAUCUAGCAUAUCAGAUUUAUGAGAACUGCCUAUAUUAUUUUCUUUUUUUGAAACUUUGUCUUAAUGUGUGUGCACUUACAUUAUUGAAAGUGGUGAAAUGCCCAUCAUAUCAUUGCCAUGCACCAAAAGCUCAAAUAUUAGGCAGCCUGCUAUAAGCCAGAGACAAGCGCUGAAAAUAGCCCACUGUUGUCAGUUUUUGUUAUUAUUUCAAUGUUUUUUCCAAUCAGUACCACACUGGCUAAGAAAGCUUAGCUCAAUCUGCUUCUUGAAAUGCACAAGGUUUCUCACAGGAUGAUGUCAUCCAAUGCUUAUGACAGUACAAAUGGGUGCAAAUACCUCUGUAAUUAUCAGCUAGCUUUCAGCUUUGUCUUGGUCAGCCACUAGCCAAGGAUGUUAAUGGGAGCUGGUCUCACGCUUUUUUCAUACUCUUAACAGCAUUCCUGUGCGAUUCUGGCUGACAUGUGGCUAGUCUGUUGCUUUAAUAUUUUUCAUUUUAUUUAGGGAUGGGUUUGGAUGUUUCCUUUAAUGAUUUUGUGCAUUGAUAGAAAAAUAUUUGUUGAGUCUAGCAUGCUUGUUGUUUGCCUUUGUGAUUAACCUUGCUUGGAUAAUAAUAUUAGAAAGGCAAUGACCUUAACAAAACUGCACCCUGUCUGGCCAAUAAUCACCUAUGAUUUUCUGAUGAUAGACCAGGUUCUUUCUUUAAAGAUAUUUACACAUAAUAUCUGCUGUAGCAACAUGGGUAGUUUAUGCAUUUUGAAUUUUAAACAACGUUGUGUAUUUUACAGUUGUUUGCACUUAUUUAUUUUUGUUUAACCUACGAAAUCUUGUCUUUGACCAGAGAAACAUUGCUUAGUUGUGCUUAAUUUCCUUUACAUCUCUGUUGAUAUUUUUGCCAGCUAACAGAUACACCUCUUUUAAACUUGCCUAAAUGCAUAAAGCACAAGAUUUUUGGUACACUUUUCAAUGUUGUCGUCAAAUGCAGGGCUUAAGAUUGGAGUUAGCCUGCUCGUUGCUGGCAGCAGACUGCUUAGAAUCAGUUUAUGCCUUGUGACCAUAGGCAUUGCAUUUAUUGUAAAGUCAGUCUCUUUUUCACCCGUCCAUGGCUUGCAAUAGUGUGAGAAAUACUGUGUGUUUGGUCGCUCUGUUUCUUCCCCUUUCACUCACUUUGUCUCUGCUUGUGUUACAUCUGUAUGACACCUAUGGCGACCAUGAUAGAAAUGCCUUAUUUUUCAGUGCAGGGAAAUAUUUUCGUAGGGCGUCAGUCUCCCAAAUGUGUGCAUCUGUCUUGUUCUGCAUCUUCAUUUGUCUUUCAGUUGACUACUUGUGAUAUCAGAAUUCCAUCAGUCCUAGUGAUCUUUCAGUAAUAGAUGUUUAAAGACAUUUUAAAGAACAUUUUCUUCAUGGGUAGAGAAUUGUAACUUUUUCCCCCAAAGUUAUAUAAAGGGUGGGUGUAAGUACCUAGUUUUUCAUUGAUACAUGUAAUUGAUUCAAGGUAGAGGAGUUUAUUGUUAGAGGUUAAUGUCUAGCAUUAGUAUUGUGAAGUUCCAUCAGCUUACAGAAACUUUGGAAGCAAAAAGCUGAGUAGAAUACAUCAUGAAGAUAGUUUGUGAAAUACAUCAAGGAAUAAACAACAAGCAGCAUUUAACAACACAUUUUCUUCGUUAUUGGUGUACAUCAGUUAAGACAGUAGAGCAAGAUGGAGAAAACGGUGAUUUGGUCUCUCCGCAUGCUUGUGCUUGUGCAUGUGUUGGUCUAUCAGCAAGAACAAUGGAGCAAUGGUGAGUAUUUAAACCUUGAAAACGGCUUUAUUGCUAAAAGGUUUUUAGGCUUCCAUAUUCAUUGCUCUAGCUUCAAUUGUCUUUCCUCUUCUUGCUGUUUAGCACUGUGGGAUCAUUGUUUUUGUAUUUGUCUUGCUGGAGAGGGAGAUUGGGGGAUCUCAGAUAAUGUGCUGUUUCGCAUGACUGUAGUCUGUAGAGAAAUAGAGAGCUGCUUGCACAAUAGCCCCCUGUACAGGUUUCUGUUAGUUCACUUUUUCUAUGAAGACUUUAUCUCAAUCACCUCAUUCCAGUGAGGUCUGUAUCCAGCAUGAGACCAGAACAUUGAGAAAAGUAAGGACAGAGAAAUAGACUAUUUUUUAUCCUCAUUUUCGUGGUGAUCAGUAGUUUUUCAAAUAGUUCUUCUUAAUGAUCUUUGUCUUUUUACAAUGUGUGGCAGUGAUUGUUUGGCAUUAUGCCAUAGCCAUUGACUGAAUGAUAGUUUCAUAUCAGUUGGUAUUUCAUUAUUUUUUUUUUUUUAAAGAGGAGGGGGAGAGGUGAUGGGUGUGUGCACGUGGAGGGGUGGAUAUGGCAUGUGGGUCAUGCCAGUGCAAAAAUGCCAAAACCGUGUGGUGUGUGUGUCAUUUGUGCAUGAACUUUAUUUUAUGUACAUUUAUGCAGAACCCAUAUAUUUGUCUCAAACGAUCAACCAGAUUUGCUCCAGCACAAUGUUGGCUUGUGUUAGAUCUUGUCUCCAAGUAUUCAGACUGCAUUUUAUUAUUGUAUUAUUUUGUAUUCCUGUUGCCUUGUGUCAUCUCAUAUGAAAAAAGGUAUUCUUUGAUCAUUAAUAUUGUUGACAAAAGCAGUGGUGCGUUAUCUGCCAUUUAUUUUGCCGUGUUGUCCAUUUUGUGUACCUGUGUGCACGCACAUACAUGCCUGAGUGUGUGCUUACUGUAGUGUGUAUGCAGUUCACUAUUUAAUGGCUUUUAUAAAGAUGUUUGAAAGGCAGCAUUAGCCUCAGCCAGGAAUCUCCAUGCUGCCACUGUGUCUGCACACACCUAAUCCCCGAGCAUUUUUCUUUAAUGCAAAUUCAGAUUAGUUAGCGGAAAGAAGACCCUUGCAUAACUGUAGCAUUUGAAUGGAAUGUUUGCUGUUCCACAACUAUUGGUAGCAAAGAGUGCAUUGUAAUGCUGCCAUUUCCGCAGAAAUUUGUACUUGCUUCGGUGUUUUACUUUUGCAUUGACUGUAGCGGCCUUUAUUUAUUGCUCUAACAAUGUGUCAUUCCUGCCAAAAAUAAAAAGGUCCCAGUUGUUGGGGAAUUCAAUGCAUUUGCAGCUGCAGAGUAUUAGCUUUAAACUAGUCAGUGGAGUAGACAUAAUGCAGAACCCAUUGUAGCCGUGUCUUGUCAGCAAGAAAUAUAUGCCUGCUUAUUUCUGAUGAUGUACUGCUUAGUUGUGCAAUAACCUGCUUAUUAAUCUUUCCUUUCCUGCUGUUUUGCCUGUCACCUGCAGUCUGGUAGACUGCUGUUUGAGUCCAUGUGAUAAGUAUCCUUUGCAAAGGUAGAUCUGAUUCUUUGGCUGGUUUUGACAUAGCAGAGACCAACUGUGCAGCUAGCAACACAUUUUCAUUCCAUUCUGCUCUUUGCUCUUGCUAAUAAAAGCACUGUGUGAAGCUGUUUUAAAAUCUGCCUCUAGACCUGAUUGUGAUUUUUAAAGUCCAUUUUUUUGUGCGAGGAUGUAUGUGCUGAUAUGGGCUUGUUAUAGAAUUUAGGUGCUUAAUUGUUUCUGGUGUUGGAUAUCCCUUUCACAUGGCCAAUUUUGAUAACUGAAAACGAGCUGUUUACUUUCUUGUCUUUUUAAAAUGCCACAUGUAUCAGCAAGACAUUAGUAUUUCACUCUCUCAGAUUCUGUGUGUAGUUCUUAAUUAAACUGCUGUCACAAGAUUUAUGUAGCAUCAGUGGUGCCCAGCAUGAUCCGCAAUCAUUAGAGAUGUGCUUGGGUGUUUUAUGAUGUGGUAAACGUAGGCUGGCACCUCUUUGUUAGAAAAGGGGAGAGGGAAAUAGCAAGUGCAUCUGUUUAGAGACUGAUGUUUGGCUUUGUCUUAUGAAAGUGUGUUUCAAAACAGUUCAAAUAACUUAUAUAUUUUGAAAAUGUGUAUUCUGUUGCUUUGUUUAUGGUGGUUCUUUUCAUUACCAUCCUAUUUGCAUACGGAAUCAUUUUGCUGUGAACUGUAUCAGCCCAUGUGAAUAGGUAUUGCCAACUUUAUGUGAAAAUCCUUUUGUACUUUUAUGACUUUUUCUCUGGAGAACAGAAAUUUUGCUAGGCUGUUUCUGUGAAAUACUAAAUUGAUUUCUUCUAUUUUUUUUUCAACUAAAAAAGAAAUCUUUGAAAUAAUGCAUUUUUCUUUUUAGGAUUCCAUCUUGCAGAGAACUUGUAAAAACAGCUUUUUUCUACUGAGCAUUGCAAUUUCUCUCAGAGACUUGUUAUUAUGUCGCAGUGAAGGGUUAGAAGCUUUAUUUGGUGUAUUAAAAAAAAUCGGCUGAUUGUGUAUCAGUUUCUGACCUACGUGAAUAUUGGUACUUGAGUAAUUUGGUUAACGUGUACCUUACCACUUGCAGCAGCAGCAGCAGCAUUAUAGAGCCUUUUUACAGCACCUCUUCUUCCGCCUAGCCCUAAACCCCUUUCCCAUCAGUGCAUCUUUCAGGUCAUGUUUCUCUCUCACAAGAGUACUGAUUAUCAAAUAUCACUAAUGAGCAUGUAUAUCAGUAUAUAUAUAUCUAUAUAUUACAUAUAUUUUACAUGGUACUGCCUUCAGCCGUGGCAGCAGUAGAUUUUGUGAUAGAUUUUAUGCUCACCAGCUUGUGUACCACAUGAUAGCGAGUGCUUCUGUGUUUUGAAUGUAUGUUAGAUACUUGAGUCCUGCAUCUCCACUGCUUGGCAGAAGAAAACUUUAAGCUUGCUCUAGGUAAAUGCAGCUGUUCUUAAUGCUAAAGAAAUUGAAUACUUCUUUCAAAACACUUGCGAUGGAAGUAUUAGAAUGAAAUCACAGGACAACUUGCUCGGUUAUUUUUCUCCUGUCCUGCACUUGUCAUGUUUAUGCUGCACAAGGGAGUGCUAUGGCAGCUGUGGCCUGGCCACUUUGUCCUCUGCUGCACAGCUUGUGACAAGCUGUUUUAUUCUACACCCCUUUCACUCCAUCCAGAGGUGCAUUUGUGGGGAACACUGUACACUGUAGGGUCCACCAGGAGAUGGAACAGCAUGGCCACAGUUCAUUGAAGCAGCUGGUAUAACACUAUCCAGCCAGCCAGCCAGCCUUCUGCAGGCUUUGAACCAGGGUAUCCUCAAAGUAAAUCAAUAUUGGUUGCUUGUGCUAGAAGUAGCACAUUUCUGCCAGGUGUUGAUGCAGUGCUGUUACCAGUUGAGCAGGUGGGAAUGUGAAGUAGAUGUAGAUGGCGCAGAUCAUCUUAAAGGAUGGCCCUUUGUUUUUGUGCAUGAGAAAUGUGUAUUUGUGUGAAGUAUGAGCAGUUACUAUGUGUGGGGGUGGGAGUCGUUGCUGAACUACUUGCAUGUCCGCAUUUAUGCAUGUUCUCAAGAAUGUACACAAACCAGUAUGAUCAUAACUAGAAUGCUCAUCCUGCCACAUGCCACAUUUUGAAUAAUGCAGAUUUUAUGACAAAAAAAAGAGAUUUCUGUUCCAAAAUUCAAGAUGGAGAAUGUUUCUGCUUUUUUUUUUUAACAGUACUGUUUUCAUCUGCACUGUUCUUGAAGACGUAUGUAUGAUUUUUUGUUCUCCUCGAGCAGUCCAUAAAUGCUUUGCGUUAAGGCAAAACAAAUGUGUAUGUGCCCAAGAUUGUUUUUUUUUUAAAGUGAGCUGUAGACCUUUGUAAUAUUGACAGGUAAUUGCAGUUAUAAAAUCAGGCAAGUAGCCUGAAUGAAGGCAGUUUUUGAGCAGAAUAGGUUUUUGUGUUUUAUUAUUUUAUUAUAAACAGUUUCCAAAAAUACAUAUCAAAUAUUUCAAGUUUCUUGAUGAGAUAAUAUUGAUUGAAUACAAGUGUUUUCUGAUCUCUGAUUAAACAACUAUCCAUUUAGCAGAAGGCAAGAAUAGUCUAGGUAGUGUCUUGUUGUGUUAAGCAUUCUGACUUGAAGACUGCUUUUUUUUUUUUUUUUUUUUAUCUUUUUUUCAGAAAGUAUUACAUGAAGGCUGUAGCAUGACAGACUUUGAAUAAGUGUUAUUUUGUAAUGUCUUUAAGAGGUGCACAGACGCCAAAGAAAAAACAUACUUCAAAGUGGAAUAAUAAUGAAAAUACAUGUACUUGAAUAAUUAUUUUUUGACGCAUCCUGUUUUUAGUGUUGUGUAAGCACAAAUAGUUGCAGGUAGGUUCCAAACAAUUUGGAGAUUUAGCACAAGCAAAGAGUGCCCUUAAUUUCCAUAUAAGUAAGAAUCAGCGGAUUACUGUCUCAUAUUCCAAUAUUUAAGAUAAAUAAUAAUAUAUUUUGCAACGAUUGUAGGUUCAUCUGUAUGCAGAAGUUUUGUAAUCAUUACCAUAUGGUCAUGGAUCCAGUGGAACCAUCUCAUCAAUAAGCCGCCAAAGUUAAGGUUAGGAAUAGAGUUUUUUUUUUAAUUAUUUUUUGAGGUAAUUAUCAGCAUUUCCCCAGCAGUAUCGUGAUCAUGUUUGUGAACACAUCCCCCAUGAAAACCUUGAAACCUUGAGAGAAAGGUUGGGGCAACAGGAGCAUAUGAUCAGCUGGAAAUCAUGUUUUGUGUCUUGUCUGUGGACUGAGUAGCAUUUGCAUUAGUACUCGCUAUUGUUUUGUCUUCUCUAAGUGGUGGUGGUGGUGGCUUAAGAGCAUUGUUCUGAGCCUGACGCACUCAAACGCGCAAGAAAAAAAAAAUCAGUGCUCCUAGCAUAUCCUUGACCCCUAGUUAUCUUUCUUGUACAGUUUUUGCGGCACGUCUAUAGUACAUGGGGUGAAUUUAAAAAAAAAGUUUGUGACUAUUACAUUUUUGUCUUCAUUAUAUUUAGACUAGAUCUUGUAAUGAUUGGAAAUACUGAACUACAAAUAUGCUUUAUUUGUUUGUAAUAUAACUUUGGAAAUAACCACCUGUAUUUGGUAUUAUGAAAGCCAAGUUACUCUGUUUGUUCCCACUUAAUGGUCGCUAGACAUGUGGUGGUUCAUACUUCUGCAUAUUUUAAAUAUUUCAUGUGUGUGUCUUUGAAUAAUAAUUUCAAUCCAGUCAGUAAAUUUAAAUAAAGUAGAAGGUGCACGCUUCAAAAGUAUUUGUCUAGGCUUCAGUAUACUAUAUACAUAUGUAUCUAUAUAUCUCCCAGCUCCCUUUUAAGAUUUCAACAGUUUACAAAAACACAUUGAAAAUUAUCAAGAAGAUUGUAAUUUGACAGCGUGUUCAUGGAUUGUCGCUUUUUCCUUUUUUGGAUAUUCAUAUAAUAAUUACACAUACUUAAGCGUAAUAUAUUCUUCCUUUCCACACAGUGAUGUUGACAAAUAAUCGAGAAACUUGAAUUAUCACAUACUAGCGCUUUCUUCUUUUGUGUAUGCCAGACCCCUUAAAGCACUUGAUGCAUGCAGUAGAUACACAUUGCAAUGAGUAUCUAUGGAAUUUCAAUAGACCUUGAGUGUCAGUGGUUGAGACAAAUGUUUCAUAAUCUACUACUUUCCUUGCUUUUUUUGGUUUAAUUUUUAUUUUCCUAGGGUUUUUGGUUCGGCAGUAUCAUCUGGUGUCAUGAGGGAAUGUGUGCAUACAGUUUGAUGUCUUAGUAUUUUAAGAAUAAUUUGACAGGAUUUUGGUUGUCUGAACAAUUUUAGUUUUUCAAGGAAUCUGACUUUAGAAGAGACCACUGGGUACUUUCAAACCAGUUUUAGAACAAUUUCUGACAUUUUUUAAUUUCUCAGCCAUUUUAAUAGGUUUUAAAGUUUGUAUCAAAAUCUUGAUGUACACUUGAUGAGAAUUAAUGAAAAUUAGGCUUUUCCAUGACACCAGUCUUCCUGAUCUGCCACGUAAGAUUAUUGUGGACUAAGGGAUUGCUAAUUUUAGAUGGGUGUUUGACACUUGAUUGUUUUAAGCCUUUUGCCUUCUUUUUACAUUGCUACUAAAGUGUUUAUUCACAGAACCUCAUUUAUUAUACCUCUGCAAUAAAGAGAUCAAAUGUA
This is a messenger RNA of Pomacea canaliculata, 13780 nucleotides long. RefSeq lists its product as uncharacterized. Gene Ontology annotation, biological process: protein homooligomerization. The record is from RefSeq and is a predicted model, not a curated record. NCBI's taxonomy places the organism in Eukaryota, Metazoa, Mollusca, Gastropoda, Architaenioglossa, Ampullariidae. The transcript has 5 exons. The coding region runs from base 236 to 1597 and encodes 453 amino acids. Gene Ontology annotation, molecular function: protein binding.